GGGCAAAGCUCCGAGGAGGCCAGUGCCCAGAGCAGGGGCUGAAAGGCCCACAAGGGCCUGGGGAGAGAAGUAGGAGAGAAGGUCCUGCUUUAGCAGCGUGAGAAGGGGAGGAAGAGAAGCCGCAGAGACAGCAGUGUCUGGAACGAGGGAGACAGCUGCCUGCCUGCUUUUGUUGCCCGGGUAAAUAUUUGACUCUGUGUUUGCCUUUUCUCUGGGCUUUUGGGUACAAGAACUGGGAAGAACACCAGCUCAUCAGCAGCAAUCGUCACCAGGAGCUGGAGGAGCCCAGAGCACAGUCCAGAGAAGCUUCCUCUGCCAGCAAAGUACCCACCGGGGCGACAGGUUGGUGCUUCUCCACCAAGAUGCUUCCCGAAAACACAAGGACCAGGCAAUUCAAUGGCACCUGUGCCAGCUCAGUGGACAUGGAGCUCUUCCUCCAUUAUUCCCUCAUCCCGUCACUCUUCAUCAUUUUGGUCUUGUCCUUCCUCCAAAGACGAGAGCAUCGUAGACAGAGAGAUGAUACCUCUUACCUUCUGGGGAGCCACUUUGGAAUCAUCAUGCCUCUGGACUUCGUGGGAACAUUUAGUAACCGAUGGUCAUAUGGAAUCGCCUUUGGGGCCACAGCCAAUAAGGUCAUGUUCCUGUUCUCAGAGGGCUACCAGCCCCUGCAGGUCCCCCAGUGGGCCCAAGCCUUUGUGCUUCUGAUCGGAGGCUUCGAAGUCGGCCUGGCCUACUUACCCUUCUUUGCCUGCCUCUCAUCAGAGUUCCGAUUGGUCAGCUCCAUCCUCGGCUUCUGCUACUCUCUGAUCUGGUUUGCCGUCACUAUUCUUCAAGUCUCACAGUGUCCCCAUGGGCCGUUUCUGGGGAGCUACGAGUCUGUUGUGUUCUACUGGCCCUCACUGCUAUGCCUGGCCUUCCUGCUGGGCCGCUUCCUGCACAUGUUUGCCAAGGCACUGAGGGUGCACCUGGGCUGGGAGCGCAGGGCGGAGGAGCAGCCAGUCCUGGGAGCACACCAGGCAGCGCACGUGAAGCGGCUGCUGAGGACGCCCCGCCCGCAAGAUGGAAAAACAACGUGGUUCCAAGCUAGGAUAUAUGAGUGGGACCCCUGCUUUCAAUUCCCUAGCAGAAUGACCGGAACUAUUGUGUUGGCCUUCAUCUGCCUGUACCUUUUCAUUGUCUUUGAGUUCUGCGUGUUUGUGUACGUGAGAGAUGAGUUGGCCGUGUUUGAAGGCAAGCUGGAGAGCUACGUCGCCUCUGUGAACCAUACAGGGACCCUGACCCCAGUCGUCCUGCAGGUGAAGGAGCUUCUCAGCAUCACCAAAGGAGUCUGGGUGCUGACUAUUUUGCCUGCCUCCCUCACCUGUGUGAGUUACCUGUUCCACAUUUUGGUCUGUUAUAGAAAGCACAUAAAGAGGCUGUGGGCAGGAGAUAAGCACUUUCUGCCUUUGAAGUUCCAUAAUCCUGCCUCGUCGCACAGUGUGGUGGCCAUUGCAAGGUAUUCUGGCUGGCAAAUAGCCUACAUUCUAUGGGGCUACCUCGUCAUCCAUGUGGUGCAGAGCUUGUGUGGCAUGGGGAUCAUGUACGGCCUGGUGCUACCUGUCGUCCACAACCAGGGCCUGGAGAUGCUCCAAGGUCUGGGCAUCGGGAUCCUCACCAUAUCCAUUGUCGUGGGUCUCAUGGUCCUGCAGGAGAGGAUCGCUGCCAGCUUCUUUCUCCAGCCCAAGCUGGGCACAGCUGAUAAGCAGAAGCCCUUGGCUCUGAACAACAGGAGAGCGUUCCACAACUUCAACUACUUCCUGUUCUUCUACAACGUGCUGCUGGGCCUGGGUGCCUGCCUCUCCAGGCUGUUCAUCAGCUGCAUCCUGGGCACGUGGCUCAUCGCGCGCAUUGAUAGGACCAUCAUGCAGAGCGGCUACGAGGGAGCAGACAUGGGGUUCAGCGCAUGGAUCGGCAUGCUCUACGUGGACCAUUAUCACACCAACCCCGUGCUUGUCAGCUUUUGUCACAUCCUGAUCACAGACCACAGGGAGAGGAAGCUGCAGCAGGCCAUCAAGUACCUAAAUCCAUCCUCAGGUCCACGCUUUUCAGCCAGGUCCAGGACAAGGUGGCUCCUGCUGCAGACCCUGAUGAAUAACCCCAGACUCAUCAUGCUCAGAAAACCAAAAUCAGGGCACGGCUCCCAGGAGUUUACCCAGAUGAUGCUAAAUUGCUCAGAGUGCUGACACCAGCCCCUAACAUCUGCUCCAAGGCCAGGCCAGGAUGUCUGCCUCCCAGAGAAGACUAAGAGCUAAGUCUAGCCAACAGCUGCCCCUACAAUGAGAUGGGAUGGCGCAGCCCUGUCCACACAGAUGGCAGAGAAUAUUGUCCACUCAGGCGAUGGCCACCUGGACUGAGGGAUGAAGUCUCAGGAUUAUUUCACUCCUUCGGUAAAAUAGAUCAAAAACUAAAGAAAUGUCUAUUGAACAAACUUUGCCCAUUAAUGACUUCCACUCUUCAUUGUAGCCUUGGGGAGCUCGUAGCAGCCUUGGGGAGUCACCUUAAGAACCAUUAGUUUACAUACAAGGCAGAACUUUGUACCACUGAGGAAGGUGGUAAAACGUCAGCAUCAGGAAGUCUAACCAUUAGAUCCUCUUUUCUCUGGCACAGAGCAUAGCCUUCAAUCCUACAGCGUCCUCACUGCUUUCUUCUUUCUUAACUUUGUGGUAGGUGGGAGAGGAGGAACUGCAUGAUCUCAGCCCCCAGUCUGAUAGGACAAGCAGGUACACGUUGAGCUCUCUCACCCAGGCCACUGGAAUGAGGAAUGGGCAGAGCUGACCUGAGCCUUGGUCACAAAAUAGACACAGAGAUUCCCUCUGACAAGGGUUAGGUCACUGGGAAAGCCACUUGUUUGAGAAUGCAGACAGGGUCGAUACGCAUUCUGGGUGGGGAACAACAAGAACAAAGGUAUGUGAGUGGAUGAGCCCCAAGAUGUUUGGGAAGUGAGAACCAUGUGGCAGGUGGAGGUUCAGUGUCUGGGGAGGCCUGAAUCCCAGGUAGGAUGCUUGGAUAUUUGACCCUGUGUAGGGCCAAGUACUUACCCAAAUUUUUCAUGCUGAAGCAUAAGGACCUGUCCCAGAACCUGUGCAAAAUCUGUUCAAAGUUCCUGAUGAAGACUGUGCAAGUAUUAUAAGGACCCACCAACAGGGCAGAGGGGAAUCUCUAGCCACCUCAUGAGUCCCAGAGUGUACAAUAGAGCAUAGGGUUAAAAGUGCAUCAGGUGAUCUGGGCAAAAUCCAAGAAUCAGUGCUGGCCAUGAGUACUGAAAACAGCAUUCACUAAACACAGCAUACUGUCCCAGGCCUAAGUCAUAUAUUAGCAGUGAUAAGAUUAAGGCAAGACAGAGUGCGGUAAACAGGAUGUGUUAGAGUUCAAUUCUGCAGUUAAAGAAAAACUACUUGUUCUUUAACCUUUACUCUCUCUUUGAAGCUUUACACUAUGCUGCCUGAGAUUUUAAUAAAAGCCAGGGAAGAAGUUGGAGGGGGCCACACCCUUGUUGCUCCUUGUGGAGAGCCUGCUGUGUUGGCCUCCCCAAUGCAAACUGACCAAAUAGGUGUCAUUCAUUUGCAUCAAGUCCCACAGACACCAGAGUAAUUUUAAUUUGGCUGAUAAAUAAACAUGUCGUACAAACCCAGUCCUAUUACAAGGUGUAUUUGCUGGUGUUGUCUCUGUUAGCCUAAUCUCCACAACUAAGACUUGCCAUUCUGCUUGUAGAAACUUAGAAAACAAGGACUCAGAGUGUUGGGAUCUCCAAACCCCCACUUUGUAGCUGUGUGACAUUGACUAAAUUACUUUGCUGUCUUUAUUCACUUUCCUUACCUAAAAAGAGGUUAAUAUCCCCUAACACCCAACAUCAUUUUGAGGAAAAAAUUAGUUCAUACAUAUGAAUGCCUUAAGCUAGUAUCUGACAUAUCCAAAACUCUCAGUAAAUAUCAGUGACUGUUAUUUGUCAUAACUCUUUGUGAAGGAUCUGAUUAAUAUCUACUUGCCCCUCAAUUAGGUAUCAGCUCCAUGAAGAAAGACAACUUCCUAGGUUUUGUCCACCAUUGCCAAGCACACACCUGUAACAUAACAGAAUAUUGGAAUAAAUAAAAGAAUGAAACAAAAAUGAAGAAAUCUUUUGACAAUGAAUUCGCUUACCAAAAUCAAUCAUCAUGGUUUGAAUGAGUAUUAAGCUAAUACCUGUGGGAAGCCCAUGAUGAAAUGAAGAGGCUAACAUGUGAACAGCCUUCUGUGAUCUAAUCCUCUACAUGUAGCAUGGGCUUAUAUGAAGUUCUCUGGGAACCUGGAAAAGGAAACUACUAAUUCUGCCUGUGUAAAGUUAAAGAAGACUUCUCAGAAGAAGGGGCAGUGGGCUGGAAUCUGCAGAUGUGAUGUAGGGCGUUUCUCCCGUGUGUUGGGUGAAAGGCAAGGCAUGCCAGCUCUGAAGUUCUGUGUUCUGGGAGUCUGGAGAUCAUGCUAAAUGGAGACAUCAUAAAGAAAUCUUGUUUCAGGGCCACUAGGCCUCUUGUUUUCAGGAAUAAAGAUGAGGUAGCCAUAUAAUAUGUUAAAAGAAAUAGGCAAUAUUGACUAUACUUGGGACAUACACCCACUAUCCCUCUUUGCUUCAAGAUUUAUCAGUAGACUUAUAGACUGGCAGGCCCUGAAUAGUGAGUUACAAAGUGGGAGCCAUGAGAAAGUAUGCUGUACUCCAAAUCACUAUGGACUAUUCCCAAUUUAUACAGAUAGAAAUCUAAGGGAAUUGUAUGGAAAAGGACAUUAAGAGUGUGUGAUAAUGGUGGAAGGAAGAUAAAGUUGGAUCAGGCUGUACUUAUUGUUAUGUACAAGUCACUGCUGUAUUUCCAGGACUUACAAAGGGCUCUAAUAGUUGGUUAGAUGA
Nycticebus coucang (slow loris) is the source of this 4915-nucleotide messenger RNA. RefSeq names its product stimulated by retinoic acid gene 6 protein-like. The record is from RefSeq and is a predicted model, not a curated record. Gene Ontology annotation, biological process: vitamin A import into cell. Gene Ontology annotation, molecular function: signaling receptor activity; retinol transmembrane transporter activity. Gene Ontology annotation, cellular component: plasma membrane. The transcript is spliced from 18 exons. Lineage: Eukaryota; Metazoa; Chordata; Mammalia; Primates; Lorisidae. The coding region runs from base 363 to 2222 and encodes 619 amino acids.